Molecule: messenger RNA, 1564 nt
Organism: Schistocerca cancellata (South American locust)
Lineage: Eukaryota; Metazoa; Arthropoda; Insecta; Orthoptera; Acrididae
Product: galactosylgalactosylxylosylprotein 3-beta-glucuronosyltransferase P-like
Exons: 6
Coding region: 1-987 (328 amino acids)
Biological process (GO): chondroitin sulfate proteoglycan biosynthetic process; carbohydrate metabolic process
Cellular component (GO): Golgi membrane
Molecular function (GO): galactosylgalactosylxylosylprotein 3-beta-glucuronosyltransferase activity
Source: RefSeq, a predicted model, not a curated record
AUGGACGCCGCCGGCCCCCAGCGCCAGCAGCCGCGGGUCGUCCUCCGGCUGCCCCCCUGCUGGCUGCUCACCGCCGCCCUGCUGUCGCUGCUGCUGCUGCUCGCCUACUACUGCUCAGGAUGGAGCAGGGCGGCCCUGCAGGUGCAAGAGCUGGCUCGUCAGAUGGGCUGCUCGCCGGCAACUCAGGCUGCCGCCACGACGCCGCCAACUCUGGCUGCCGCCACGACGCCGCCGCCCCCGCAGCGCACCGUGUACGUCAUCACCCCCACGUACCGCCGGCCCGAGCAGCUGGCCGAGCUGACGCGCCUGGCGCAGACGCUGAUGCACGUGCCCGCGCUGCACUGGCUCGUCGUCGAAGAGGAGGCCCCCACCACAACACUGGUCUCCGAGCUGCUCGCCUCGACCGGUAUCCCCUACGACCACCUCGUCGGGCCAAUGCCAGAGGAGUAUAAGAACAAAACAGGAACGAAAGCGCGUGGAGUUUCACAACGCAAUAGAGGACUGCAGUGGAUAAGAGCGAAUGCAACAACAGGGGUCUUGUAUUUUGGUGAUGAUGAUAACGCGUACAACAUUCGGUUAUUUGAAGAAAUGCGAUCUACUGAGAGAGUAGCAAUGUGGCCUGUAGGCUUAGUCACAGGUUAUGGCAUCAGCACACCUGUGGUUGCAGAUGGCAAGUUUAAGGGCUUCUAUGAUGGUUGGAUUGGUGGACGCAAGUUUCCUGUUGAUAUGGCAGGUUUUGCGGUCAGUGUAGAAUUCUUGCUGCAGAGACCAAACGCUUCGAUGCCAUACAAGGCUGGUUUUGAAGAAGAUGGUUUUUUGAAAAGUUUGGCGCCAUUUGAGCCCCAUGAAAUAGAAUUAAAAGCCAACAACUGCACCAAGGUACUGGUGUGGCACACUCAGACUAAGAAGAACAAACCAUCAGCAGUGCUAGACAUGAAAAAAUACAAUAAUACAAAUUUGGUACUUCUCAAGAAAGUUAUUGUGUAGGGAUGUUCAAUGAAACAUGAUAAAAACUUAACAAAAGUGUCAUCGAAACUUUAAGACCUGUGAUGUGAAAUCAUUUUCUACUGAUUUUCUUAACUGCAAGUCACACUUCAUACUCCCAUUUAAAUACUUUAUUUUUGUGCCCAAAGACUAGUACUCAAUAUUUUCAUUCAAUAUACUCUUCCUUUGAUCUUCAGCUGUUAACAUGACAACAUUAUCGUACAUUUUUAAGUUUACAUUUUAAUGCUAAACAUAUAUCUUUCCUCUAAAUCAAAGGAAAUACUCAUUUUAGAUAUCAUCUUCUAUAUAAUCCUUCAUUUCUAACAUUAUUUCUCAUAUCAUUGCUGUAAGAAAGUGCUUUCCAUUCUGUAAAUUAGGAACCUAUAUUUAGCUUAAGAAACUUGGAGCUAUGAUCUGUGAAAAUGUGUACAAAUAUAAACCUGUUUCGACACCAAUAAGCUGUCACAGUCUGUAACGACUACUCCAUCAUUGUUAAAAGUAGAAGUAAGAAAGGAACAGAAUAUUCUUUUGUGUGUGUCUGUGUGUAAGUGUAUGUGUAGGGGAGUAAGAGGGAAAUGGG